AUGUUACCUACGGACGUUGUCUGGGUUAGCACGGAAACAUUUGGGUGGUGGCCCGCUAAGAUAAUAAGUCAAAAUGGUUCUGAAACGCCUUUACGUGUCGAGCUUUUUGGAGAUAUCUCGACAAAAACAAUAGAACUUAACAAUAUGUCAGAUACAAGUAUUCUUCCAUUUCGCUGUAACAAGUCCUCCGAGUUUCUGGAGAAUGGAAAAAAUUCAAAUAUGAAAGAAAUAUUUAAGAACGCGGUCUCGGAAGCUGAGGAAAAAGAUGCUGAAGAAAAUGAUGGCUUGCCCAGUGAAGAUUGGGCUUUUCAUAAGGUUGUUGAUUCUGUUGAUUCACCGAAACGGAGAAAGGUUACUUCUCAGAAAAGACCCACAAAAGGAAAAAGGAAAAGUUUUGGUUCUACAAAUUGUCUCAUUACUCAUAAGACAUCAUCAAAUAAGCAAUCCAUAACUCGGGACCCAGGCAAUACUGAUACAAGUUUCCAAGAAGAUGAGAGCCUUAUGAUCCCUGGUGAGCUAGUUCUCGCAUGUGCACUCAAAAAAUAUUAUCCAGCGAAAAUUACAAGUUAUACCGAACCAGACAAAUAUAAAAUAAAAUUUUGUGAUGGAACGACGACAACAGUUACUCGAAAGAAGUUCUUUACGAGAUAUGAAGAUGAAUUUCAAACGUGUCAAUUGGGAGAUAUCGAGUUAGAAAAAGAGGAUCCAACUUACUAUGAUCAAGAACUUAUUGAUCAAGUCUAUAAUCUUGAAGACAUACUUUAUCGAGUUUUGACGG
Racocetra persica is the source of this 778-nucleotide messenger RNA. The record is from the annotation of a GenBank genome assembly. Lineage: Eukaryota; Fungi; Glomeromycota; Glomeromycetes; Diversisporales; Gigasporaceae.